Molecule: messenger RNA, 2939 nt
Organism: Gaeumannomyces tritici R3-111a-1
Lineage: Eukaryota; Fungi; Ascomycota; Sordariomycetes; Magnaporthales; Magnaporthaceae
Product: endoplasmic oxidoreductin-1
Exons: 3
Coding region: 804-2609 (601 amino acids)
Biological process (GO): protein folding in endoplasmic reticulum
Cellular component (GO): endoplasmic reticulum membrane; endoplasmic reticulum
Molecular function (GO): FAD binding; protein-disulfide reductase activity; thiol oxidase activity
Source: RefSeq, a predicted model, not a curated record
CUGCGCUCCGGGCUGAGAAAUGCCCAGGUCUGACAACAUGCGCGGCCUCCAUUGUAAACACGUACGAAUAAUAAUUCAAAGCCAUAAGAAGCUGGCAAACCCAUCUCCAUUGGCAUGGCCUCGGCUUGAUGCUUUCUUCGAUUCAUUUCUAUAAUUAAUCAAAGUUGCACCACCGCCGCCCACUUUCAUCUAGCAAUCAACACGUUUGCGUGUCCUCAUUUUUUACCCGUCUGAGCAGGUCGGCAUUUCCAAUUUGGAAGCUCCGGGGUGUGAACCUCCGCCAGCCCUUCUCGAGCAGCGCCUGGACAGUUUGCCAGGUCCAAUUUGGUCUGUCCCUGCCAAAAAGCCAAAGCUGGAGGUUAUUGGAACCACAAUAGCACGCGAAUACUGUUGGCUGCGACCCCGUCAAAGCCGAGCUGCUUGUUGCGCCAUCCCGCCGAUCCACGCCGCCUCGACCGCAGUAAAGCGGUUGCGCGCCCCUCCGAUCUGGAACGCAGGGGUCAUUCGCUGGAACCUUCUCGUGCAUCCACAGCCGCGGCAUCUGCUGCAGCAGGACAAACGGGGUUUCAGACCGGACGCGCUGUCAAGCUUCUCGACUGCGUGCCAAGCGUGCUAAAUUUGUCUCCGCGACAAAUCCACCUGGCGUUUUUGACUUCGGCUUCGGGCAGUGCAGACUCCGCAAGCUGGCCUGCCUUAACCAGACAUCCAGGAGUACACACCCGUCCCUCACUUUCGACCACGACCGGUUAAAUACACUCGACGAGACAGCCGCCCCUCCCGCUCGACGCGGGACUUGAAGCACCAUGUGGUCUUCAUCGCAACUCUUUUAUCUCACCGUAUUUGCGCUUUGGUGCCCUCCAGGCCAGUGCCAAAGCCCUCAAGAUGCCUGCGCGAUAUCACCCCGAGCUAUAGUCUCGGACGCAUGCGCCUCAUACUCUACGCUAGAGCGCCUCAACAGCAAGCUCAAGCCCACCAUCGAGGACCUGACACGCACGACCGACUUCUUCUCACACUACAGACUCAACCUGUUUCACAAAACAUGCCCGUUCUGGAAUGACGAAAAUGGCAUGUGCGGCAACAUCGCCUGCGCCGUCGAGACGCUUGACAAUGAGGAGGAUAUACCGGCGGUCUGGCGCGCCAGCGAGCUAGGCAAGCUCGAGGGCCCGCUAGUCAAGCACCCUGGCAAGAAAGUCCAGAAGGAGCAGCCAAAGAAGCCGCUGCAGGGACGACUGGGCGAGGGCGUCGGCGAGAGCUGCGUGGUCGAGUACGACGACGAGUGCGACGAGCGCGACUACUGCGUGCCCGAGGACGAGAGCGCCGCCGCAAAGGGCGACUAUGUCAGCCUCCUGAAGAACCCAGAACGGUUCACCGGCUAUGCCGGAGCCGGAGCGGCGCAGGUUUGGGAUGCCGUGUACCGGGAGAACUGCUUCCAGCGCUCGUCGUUCCCAGGCGCGUCGCAACUGGGCAAGUCGGCGGCGGCCUCAUCGCGACGCAACCCGGCCGCCAUGGACUUCAAGUCUGUACUCGACGCGGCCGGCCGGCAGCAGGUGCUACAGGAACACCGGGCGGAGCAGCCCAACACGCCCUUUGUGGCCAAGACGGGUCUCGAGAACGAGGACGAGUGUCUUGAGAAGCGCGUCUUCUACCGCGUCAUGUCGGGAAUGCACGCCAGCAUCAGCACGCACCUCUGCUGGGACUUUCUCAACCAGACGACGGGCCAGUGGCAGCCCAACGUGGGGUGCUACAAGGCGCGCCUGCACGGGUUCCCUGAGCGCAUCAGCAACCUCUACUUCAACUACGCGCUCGUGACGCGGGCCGUGGCCAAGCUGGGCCCCCACCUUCAGGGGUACACUUUCUGCACGGGCGAGCCGGACCAGGACGCGGCGACGCGAGCCAAGGUCCUGGCGGUGACCGAGGGCGCGGCCAGCGUGCCGCAGACGCUCGACGAGUCGCUCAUGUUCAAGAAUGGCGAGGGCCCGUCGCUCAAGGAGGACUUCCGGAACCGGUUCCGCAACGUGAGCCGGCUCAUGGACUGCGUCGGCUGCGACAAGUGCCGGCUCUGGGGCAAGCUGCAGACGGCGGGCUACGGGGCCGCGCUCAAGGUGCUCUUCGAGUUCGACAACGACAGCGACUGGGUCCCGAGCCUCAAGCGCACCGAGCUCGUCGCGCUGUUCAAUACAUACGCCCGCCUGAGCUCGUCCCUCAGCGCGAUCACGCGGUUCCGGAAGAUGGUCGAGGAGGAGGGCGCAGGCGGGCCCCCCGAGGAACAGCCCGUCGACGUGAUUCCAGAUCGCGCCAGGAAGCCGCACCACGUGGUCGACCCCGUGGAGCCCAGCCCCGAGGCGAGUGCGCCGUCGUCCAAGAUUGACGACGAGGCGCACGAGGAGCCCGAACUCAACAGGACGGAGACCAUAUCGGAAAGUCUCCAAAACGAGGUGGACCAGGUAUACAAGGCGUUCAAAUACGUGAUUUUAGGAUGGAUAAGGUUCCCUUCUAUGGCUUGGGAAUUUGCGAGUGCCGAAGUCACGCGGUUCUGGAGGUUCUACAUCGGGCUGCCGGUUCCACUGCGCGACUACAGGCUCAACCGACCAGACUUGGACGAGCUCUGAAGGGCGAUGAUGAUUUAUCUGGUUAUGCGAAAGUCACGCCUGCAUUUUUAUUGGCCUCUGCAUCAUGCUUACCAUGGCUCUUUGGCGUUUGGGUAGUAUUGGCUUGACGACAGCACGGAUGCCGUCCGGUUUUAGCUUUGUUUUUAUGUCUUUCCGGGACGAGGGGUCUUGUUGCGAAGCGGCGGGAUUUGUCGCAGACAGUUCGCAAUGUUGUACAUACAGCACGACCUAAUCUCGCCCGAGAUGUAUAUACCUCGGCAACAAAAGUUUUAUCACGGCUUUGCACAUUUCUGUUGCUAAUGCACUAUAUCCCAAAGAGAUUCUGCCUCA